ACCGGCUCAAAUAUGCAAAGAUAGAAAAGAGAGAGAACAAGAAGGCGUUGGUUUGAAGCCAAAGGAGAGGGAGCGAGGAACGAAUCGUCAGAGAUGGCGGUGAACCCUCAGCUGUUCCCCAACGGGAUGCCCGUGCCGUUCGUCGGCGAGAUGUUCGUGCUAGCCAGGGAUGGCGUCGAGUUCGAGAUCGACAAGAUCCCCGGAGAAGGCCAUGUGAAAUCAAGGGGGACUAUUUACUUGUCAAACAUAAGAAUGGUGUUUGUUGCAAAGAAACCUGUUGGACACGUUUUCGCUUUCGACAUGCCUCUGCUCUUUGUCCAUGGAGAAAAGUUCAACCAGCCAAUAUUUCACUGUAAUAACAUAUCAGGAUCCGUGGAACCUGUGGUUCCAGAGGGCCAGCACAGUGCGCUCUACUCAGCGCACAAAUUCAAAAUCUUGUUCAAGGAAGGCGGAUGUGGAACGUUCGUUCCUCUUUUCUUAAAUCUCAUUGGAUCUGUUAGGCGAUACAAUCAGCAUGCAGCUGCUUAUCGUGCUCAAGAAGCUGCAACCCGCAUGGAUCCACUGCAAGCUGCGCAGACUCCAGUUGAUGAUAUGAUGAGACGCGCGUAUGUUGAUCCGAAUGAUCCGACUAAGAUCUUCUUACAGCAGCCUACUCCUGAAUCUCAACUGAGGAGGAGAACAUAUCAUCCUAACCCAGCCGAGAGCAUGUACUGAGUAAGAUGCCAAGCCAUUGUCGUAUAAUAACAAGAUGUUUUUGUGGUUCUUGUAAUUGUGAUUCUCUGGACAUAGAUGUUUUGAACCUGAUGCGUUAAGAAACGUUUAUGGAGUCCAUGUCUGUAUAAGUUUGAUGUUCAUAUACGGUCGUUAAUUUGUGGAAUAUAUAUCAGUUGGUUUGUAAAA
Molecule: messenger RNA, 900 nt
Organism: Zingiber officinale
Lineage: Eukaryota; Viridiplantae; Streptophyta; Magnoliopsida; Zingiberales; Zingiberaceae
Product: UPF0664 stress-induced protein C29B12.11c-like
Exons: 5
Coding region: 94-714 (206 amino acids)
Biological process (GO): positive regulation of DNA-templated transcription
Cellular component (GO): nucleus
Molecular function (GO): chromatin DNA binding; transcription coactivator activity
Source: RefSeq, a predicted model, not a curated record